CCCAAAUUUAUACGACUGAGAAUAAAAGAGAUUUCCACAGAACGACCCCCGGGCACUACCUUGGAGACAACAUUAGGUUGAACUAUACAAUUUUCAAUCUCAGCGGGAGGUCAUCAUUUCAAAAAAUUCUCAUUUAAAUUUUUUCACUAUCCGAUUCUUCCUUGGAUUUGGGUUAACGAAAAGUUCAACAAAAAUGAGUCCGAGUAGUAGCAGACUCUUAACUCACUUCAACAGAUUUAUAUCUACUAAAUACCCAUCUGGAUCGUUACAAAAUUGCAGACUACCUUCAAAUCAACCAGCAUUCCAAAUUAAUCAUUAUCGAUUCCUCGAUAUCUACCAGUUUACAGACAAAGAAGCAAUAAAGAAGGAGCGUGCAAGACUUGGGGAUGAGCUAAACAGAGGCUAUUUUGCUGACAUUUCUGAGCUAAACAAGCAUGGUGGUAAGAUUGGCUUUGCAAACAAAACUCUCAUUCCAACAAUUGCUGCUAAAAAUUUUCCGACGUUAGUUGUAGAAUUUACAGAUGGUAGAAAAUGUUCUCUGCCUGGUGAGGCUGUAAAGUCUAAUGAUCAUAUACACUGCAGUGAUACAACUACCUGUCCAAAUGCAACACUCAUAUGCCUUUCUUUUCGUGCCAAUUCUCAGGCUAUGAUUGACUCUUGGAGUUCCCCAUUUCUGGAAGCCUUCAAAACUAAGACAGAUCUGCAGCUUUACGAGGUAUCUUUUAUAGAUUCAUGGCUGUUAUCUCUUAGGCCUAUUAAGAGUUUGCUUCUCCGCACAUUACGGAAAUCUGAAAUUGUUGAGGGUUCUCAAGGUUUUCAAAGACAAAUUGUCUAUUCAUUUGGAGAUAAUUAUGACUUUCGGAAAGAACUCAAGAUAUUGAACCUCCUAACAGGGUAUAUCUUUUUGCUUGACAACAAAGGCAGGAUACGUUGGCAAGGUUUUGGGACAGCAUCAGAUGAAGAGGUAUCAUCAAUGAUUACAUGUACAUCCUUGUUGCUGAAAGAGCAGUGCAAAUAGUUGCUGGAAUUUUGAUUAAUUCAGUUCAUGCUUCUUAUAGGCAUAAUCAUUAUUUGACAAAUGCAGAUGCAGUUUCUAUGAUCUGUUGAAUAUCUAUAAGUGAUUGUUUUCUAGAAACGCUAAUUUCCUACCCAAAUAAAAUUAACAAGCACAUUCAUUGGUUGCAGUAAUGGUUUUUUAUAUUACAGAUUGCUUGAAUGCAUUGAUACAGUGGAUUUAUUCAUUAUUGUAUUCCCUGAGUGCUUAAGUAGGUAUUUUUUCUUAAUAAUGAGAUAUUUCAUGUUUGAUACUGAAAA
This is a messenger RNA of Cryptomeria japonica (Japanese cedar), 1314 nucleotides long. RefSeq lists its product as uncharacterized. Gene Ontology annotation, cellular component: mitochondrial inner membrane. Gene Ontology annotation, biological process: mitochondrial proton-transporting ATP synthase complex assembly. NCBI's taxonomy places the organism in Eukaryota, Viridiplantae, Streptophyta, Pinopsida, Cupressales, Cupressaceae. The record is from RefSeq and is a predicted model, not a curated record. The transcript is spliced from 7 exons. Bases 194 to 1018 code for a protein of 274 amino acids.